Molecule: messenger RNA, 237 nt
Organism: Anisakis simplex (herring worm)
Lineage: Eukaryota; Metazoa; Nematoda; Chromadorea; Rhabditida; Anisakidae
Source: the annotation of a GenBank genome assembly
AUGAGUCGUGAAAGUCGACAUGUCCAUGUGUUUGGUCUGCCGGACGCUCUCUCCGAGGAGCGUGUAUCGAGUUUUUUCUCAACAUUCGGUCGUGUCCAGAAAGCAGAACGUUUAUCAAAUAACAGUGUUGUGGUAAGCUUUAUGGAUGUUAGAUCUGCGCAGAAAGUGCAUUCAGCCGAGCCAAAAUUUGAUGGUCAUCAGUUACGUAUCACNUUUCAUGAACUUAGCAAGAAGUGA